This is a messenger RNA of Schistocerca gregaria, 9083 nucleotides long. RefSeq names its product polycomb protein SCMH1 (gene Scm). Gene Ontology annotation, cellular component: nucleus. NCBI's taxonomy places the organism in Eukaryota, Metazoa, Arthropoda, Insecta, Orthoptera, Acrididae. The record is from RefSeq and is a predicted model, not a curated record. The transcript is spliced from 15 exons. Bases 490 to 2601 code for a protein of 703 amino acids. Gene Ontology annotation, molecular function: protein binding; zinc ion binding. Gene Ontology annotation, biological process: regulation of DNA-templated transcription.
UUUGUAACACUUUCCCACUAGUUAUUAAAUAUGUAUUCGCUUCUGUCGUCCGCAGGUAGCAGUAUUGACCAUCUAGUCCAUAACCUUGUACUGCGUUAUAAAUCGAUGUGAAUCUGUUAAGGACGAUUAAAAAGCGAAUUUAUCUUUUCCCCCUCUUGUUCUCAGUGCUCUUUGCUUAAAAAUAGCGGCCAGUGAAUAGAAUAAAACAAAUGUAAAAAUUCUUUGGAAAUAAAUUAAGGAGAGGUGGUAGUGAACUUUCCGUUGUUUCCUGAGUUACAGUAAACGCGUUUGUGUACGAAUGAAGUUCGUAGCCGUGGCGUUGUAGUGUAAGGUCUAUGAUGUUGACAAAGCUGCCGUAUUGGUAGUCGAAGUGACGGAUGAAAUUUGUGUACCGUAUAAUAUGCGUUAUGAAAGAUUGGAACCCGAAAAACCACUGCUUUGAGAUAUCAGGAAAGAUUGUUGCACGUAGCAGAGAGAAGUUCCACCCCUAUGUCAAACACCACAGGGAAACUGAGAGGUCCUGGACGACCUCCGAAACCCAGAACCUCAUGUACGUGGUGCAAUGAAAAUAAACUCCCGUUGAAGUAUAUACUUCCCACUCAACAUGCUAAGAAAGAAUUCUGCUCUGAAACUUGUUUGUCAGAGUUCAGAAAAGCAUAUAUUAAGGGAGCGUGCUUGGUGUGCGACAAUGUUAUACGUGGAACACCUGUUCGGCUUGAGCAACAGGGUGGUCCAACAAAGGACUUCUGUAGCACUUUCUGUCUUAACAAGCACACAAAGAAGGAGCAAGCUGCUCAGCUAGCAGAUCAAAAGAGAGUUACAGGGUCUGAUCAACGGACAAUAAAUUCGCCUCCCACGGCUACUGUGCAGCCUGUGCCUCCAGCAUCACAGCUUGAUUCCACAAACAGCACAUUUGAUUGGGAUUCUUAUCUUAAAGAAACAAAUAGUGUCGCAGCUCCUCCAGAAUUUUAUAAGCAGGCUCUCACUCCGCCAACUAACGACUUUCAGAUUGGAAUGAAACUAGAAGCUUUGGACCCGAGGAACUUAACUUCUACAUGUAUUGCUUCUGUUGUUGGUAUUCUUGGACCACGUUUGCGCCUAAGACUGGAUGGAAGUGACAACAAGAAUGACUUUUGGCGUUUGGUGGAUUCAAAUGAAAUACACCCAAUUGGACAUUGUGAAAAACAUGGCGGAAUGUUACAGCCACCACUAGGUUUCCGGAUGAAUGCUUCAUCCUGGCCAAUGUUCCUUCUAAAAACCCUCAAUGGUGCAGAAAUGGCACCAGCAAAGAUCUUCAAGAAGGAACCCCCAACACCAAGAAGCAAUCAGUUUCAGAUUGGAAUGAAACUGGAAGCAGUUGACAAAAAGAAUCCCCAACUCAUUUGUGCAGCUACAAUUGGUGCUGUUAAGGGGGAAAUGAUCCAUGUCACUUUCGAUGGUUGGAGAGGUGCCUUUGAUUAUUGGUGCCGUUUUGAUUCGAGAGACAUCUUCCCUGUUGGUUGGUGUGCAAAAAGUGGCCAUCCAUUGCAGCCACCUGGGCAAAAGACAGCCCAUGGAGCAAGUCGGUACAAAACCAGAGUGUGCAAUAUUCCUCCACCACUUGCUGUUUCAUGUGGUGCAACCUCAUCUGAGCAGGUGUUGCCAGGCAGCAGUGUUGGAGAAAAGGAAUCGUCUGUGACAGUUACUGAGCCAGACACAUCAAGUUCACAAAAGCAGUCAUCUGCAUUUUGCAUAUUCAUUAACCAUGGCUGCACAUGUGGUCCAUAUCUGGAUCCACGUAAAGUAUCAGAAUUGCCGGUGAUGUAUAAUGCCAAGAACAUAAACAGAUUACUCAGAGACUUUGUGCAGUCUCUUGUAGAUGCUGCAUUAGAUCAGAAGCAAAUAUUUGGCAUUUUGAGACAAGGUGAAGGAAAGGUUGUUAUAUCAGUUGCCUUCGACAGUAAAACUGUUGAUGUCCGUCUCCCAGCCAUUGAAAAGAUGUCCGAUUUGUGGAGUUUCUUGGAAAUUCUUUUCGAGGAACUCAUGUGCUGUGAAAAUUUUUGUACAAGCCGGCCUCUGGGAGGUUUGUGCCCCAAGUGUUCAAAGCAGUUAACGCCACCGGCACCUAAGACAGAAGAUUGUGAAGUGAGCACUGAAGGUGGCUCAGAUAGCAGUACAGCUGUGAAACGAAGGUGGUCUUCAGAAAGCUCAGAUUCAAGUUCUCGUCCUGGACAGAGUCCGACAACAGCCGCGGCAGCAAGCACAACUACUGCAUAUUCAUCUGUGGCAUCCACAACAGCACCAUCAGCUAAGCAGCCUAGAAAAUCUGUUCCAGCAGAACUAGAAGCAGCAACUUCAACCACUCACUCUGAAGCACCGCCAAAAACGCCAACAGACCCGUCUGAAUGGUCCAUAGAGGAUGUAAUACAGUACAUUGCCUUUGUAGAUCCAGCUUUGGGAACACAUGCAGAACUGUUCAGAAAACAUGAAAUAGAUGGGAAAGCUCUGCUUCUCUUAAAUUCAGAUAUGAUGAUGAAGUACAUGGGUUUGAAGUUGGGGCCUGCUCUAAAAAUUUGCAACUUAGUCAACAGGAUAAGAGGAAGAAGGCACUUACCUUUAUGACAAUAAUGGAAACCUUCUCUUAUGAAGGUUUCAAUUUCUUUUGGAAAAUGGAUACUGUGGUCAGUAAAGAAAGCCUUGAAGCAAACUUGUAUAUCAUUGCAGCUUAGUUGUAGUGUGAUGGCAGCUCAUGUGCCUGAAGCAGAGAACCUACAGAAAUAAGGAAAAUUUUGUUUUUGUGCACAUAUGUCAUCAAUCUGCAUGUUUGUACACCAUAGCCCAUAAGGAACUGAAGCCUAUUUCGGUACGAGAGGAGUAGUUUGUGUUAACAAAUUUUUGUAUGUAUGUCUAUGGCAACCAUUUGACAAUUUUGUCUGUUUUCAGAUUUUUUAAUUUUUAUAGAUACAUAUAAUUAUUUUAUUAUAAUUGAAGCCAAUGGUGCACUGUUCAGAAUAGCUCCAUGGAUAAUUUAUUUUACAUGUUGAUUGAUGAUGACUGUUAUAAAUUGAAACAGUAAUUUCAAGGACACCUUAGGUGAUUAUCAUUGGUGAAAUGUGUAUGUAUUUUGAAAUACAGUACAAGUAAUGUAUUACAGGAAUACUAAUUAUGAUGAACCAAAAUUCUGAGUAGGUAUGUGGAGUUUAUUAAUACAGCAAGCAGAACUGUGUAGAGGCUGGCCUCGUCACUGAAUACCAGAUAUCUGAGUGCCCAUUUCUGUUACUCAUAUUUUAAUUUUUUACUGUAAUGAAAAUAUUUGUCUUAACAUUUCUCACUGUAGAUUGAGUAAUGGACAGUUUAAAGAUUAUAUAUUUUACUUGGGUAUGAAACUCGUGGUUUGAAGAGCUCAGUUAAUAUGAGCAAAUCGCAGAAUUUUUCACAUUAUUGGUUGUGAUAAUUACAAAAAAUUGUCUACAUCGUUAUAAUUUGUUGAUCAUGUACAUUAUAUGUUUUGAGCUUGAUUUGUGGGUAUAGAAAUAUGAACUUUUGUGUAAACUUGAAUAGGAUUCUAUGUGCUCCAUUUUUUUCUUAUGUUGUUUUUAAUUUUUGUGUAUUUUAUUCCUUUCUCAUAAUGAGAAUGACAGACAGUGGUAGAACCACAUUUUAUUCAGAUGGACAGAAGCAAGUUGCAUUUGAGUCAUGGGAAGUCCAAGCUAGGAAUAAUAUUUGAAUAGGUUGAUGAUGGAUCACAAAAAUGUUAGAUGAACUGAAAAAAAGGUCUUCUAUUUCCUCUCCUCCCUUUCUCUUUUUUGCAGUUUGGUGGAUAAUAUUUAUAUGUAUUUGGCUCUUUUAUUGUUGCUAUUGUAUGGUCCUGUUUCUUAAGCAAGCCUUUCUGCUGCACAUUGGCCUUUUGUGUCCUAUGUCACAUGUGCACCACAUUUAUAUGUAAGCCUACAGUAUGGUGGAAGCUCAUCUUAGGAGAGAGAUGGCUGCCAAAAAUUAUGAAUAAGAGUGACAUGAAGGUGCAAACACAGCUCUAUGAAAAAAUGCGGAUAAUUCUUUUUACAGAAACUGAUGAUGUACAUACAUGAGUAGCUUUUGCAUUGAGUUAAACAAUCUGCAGAUAUCAAAAGUUACCUGAUCUGUUAAGGUACAUAUCCUUCACACAUUACAUUCUUCCUACUUCUAAUUAGGGAACUUCCUGUAAAAAAAAGUGAGACUUCAAAUAAAAUACUGUGCUGAUUUCUUUCCUUUUUUAUUAGUUAUAUCAUAGCCUGUCUUUGCCUUUUUGUCCUAGCACUUUCUUUUUUAUGUUUUUUUUUAUAUGUUGUAUGUCAUAGUCAAAGAGGGGAGAAUAGGUUAUAAUAGCAAUGCAUUCAGUUUAGCCAGGAACAAGUUUUCUGGGUUUGUGGUAGGGCUUACCAAGCUGGAAUAAUAUUCAAAUGGUUAAUGAUUUGCUCGACAUGUAUUGAGCAGUGCAUAUUUGUGCAAGUUUGUGUGUGUGUGUGUGUGUGUGUGUGUGUGUGUGUGUGUGUGUGUGUGGACUAUAUCUUCAGGAAAUCUUUAAAUAAAUUGAAGAGAGGGGUAGAAAUUCCAUUUUUUUUUAGGAAGUAAACUUGAAAAUGCAUUAGAGAUUUGUUAAAUACAUCAAAGAAACUUUUAACAACUACAAGAACAGUACUACUACUACUAUAAUAAUCACUAUUAUUAUUAUUUUUUUUAUUAUUGUCAGAAUGUGGUAUGCCUCUUUUCUGAACUGGCCAUUGUUCCACAAAUCAACCUUGAGUGGCCAUGUGCACCGCAUUUACAUGCAAAGACUGCAGUGUAAACACAACGUAGUACAGCGUUCGUAACCGCACGUUACGAGUAAGAGUGAAGUAAAGAUACAAAUACGGAUGUUUCACAUUACAGAAACUUUACAGGAUAAAAGUGGGAGUAACUUUGACAGUAAUCCAAAAGCUUCUGUAGGUAUCAGGUAUCUCCUGAUGUUUCAGAUUGUAUGUACAGAAAUAAUUGUCUGUGUAUUGUAUGUAAACAAAAACAAAAAUCCUGUAAAAGGACAACAGUGUGACUUUCAGUAAACACUGUGUAUAUCUCAGUUCUUACUGUUCUGUUUUCUGUGUAUCUUUUUGACAAUUUUAUUUUGUGCUCGAAAUGGAAAGGAAAGACAAUGGCAGACCUGUAUUUUAUUCUGUCAGACAGAAGUAAGUCAUAUUUGUGGCUGAGGAAGUCCAAGAACAAUACGUAAAUAGGUUUGUUAGCUUUACUUGACAGAUGUAGAUGUCUGUGUGUGUUACAUCACACCGAGCAAGGGGGCACGGUGGAUAGCACACUGGACUCUCACUCAGGAGAACAACGGUUCAAAUCCCUGUGUAGCCAUCCAUAUUUAGGUUUUCCACAAUUUCCCUAAAUUGCUCCUGGCAAAUGCCGUGUUGUUUCCUUUGAAAGGACACAGACAAUCUCUAUCCCCAAACCUGGAACUUUCUGAGCUUGUGCUCCACCUGUAAUGACCUUGAUGUUGACGACAUUAAACACUAAUCUUCCUUCCUUCAUGUUAUUUCACCAGUUAAAUGUGUGUAAAAUCUGUCAGUAAACUAGGUCUUUGUAGUGUUCUUCGGGGGAUGGCGGAAAUCCAGAGAGAAAUGGAGAGGAUGCUCAAACGUGUCAAAAACUGCAAAAGGAACUAAUGACUCUCAAAAUUAUGGAGUGGUGUUAGCUAUGAAGUUGUGUUGCUUUAUUCUUGUCAACAAAAUUGGUGUUAUAGUGCUGCUGCUAAAAGUUAAUUAAGUACUAUUAGCAGCAUUAAAACAUGGCAUUAGCACUCUGUUGGUCACUGCAAAAUGCACUGCAUUCCUUAUAACUUGAGAUGUUUGGACAUCAGAGUAACAAAAUGUGGUGAGCGAUGUGAUUCAAUGAAAGUAAUGUUUCUAACAGCAAAAAAAUAACUCUAUUAAUGGAGAUGACAAAAGGUACCCAUUUGGCUGAAGUGCAUAAAAAUAAUGCAGCACAGUGGAGAGAAUCUGGAAAUAAUAUAGAUUCUAAGAAAAAGAAAACUGCAUUAUGCUCUGAAGGGAAGAUAUCCCAACAAAGGGCAUUUGUAAAUUGGCUGGCACUACAGAAUUAAGGACUACAGACAGAAAUGUACAAAGUAAUCUUUGGUUUUUCAUUCAUCCAUAUAAUACACAACAGUAAAGACCCAGUUGUAUAAUUACAUUUGUACAAUUUAAACAGAUGAAAUCAAAAGAUAAAUUAAGGAUGUUUUGAAGACACUGUAUCAUUAUGAAUAUUGAAACAUAGAUUUAUAAGACUAGGAGACCUUUAAAUGUUUUCUCUUAAAGUAGCUACAGAUGUUUAGUAUGUGCCAUGGAGAAGAUACAGAAAGCCUUUGAUUUCAAUAGGUACCUCCCAAAUUCACCAUAUUACGUUAGGAAUAUAUUGUCCAUACAACUUCGGAGCAGACACAUGGAAAAUGUCUUUGAGACUUGUAAAAAAUUAAAUUCUUUGCAUAUGUAUGACAACAUUUCAUUAUAAUAUAUUUUAGUGUUUCUUGCAAACUUUUAAUAUGGAAUAGCAGGACUUACUAAAAUAGUCAGCAUGUCUGCAAUAUGUACUGAGUUCACUGGGUGUCAUAAAUUACGUUAGACAAAUGCUGAGAUGGUUGUUUCAGCAAGGCUAUGGCCAAUUUCUGUAUCCAUACUUGCCCAGCUAAGCUUUCAUUGCAUUUCCAGUGAUCCUGACAUGAGUAUGAUGUUAAACUGUCAUCUCUAUUGCUUUCAUUUUAUCAAACUAAUAUAUAUUUACUUAUUUCGAUCUUAUUGUUUGGCUCAUUUAGUGAGCAUCGUGUCCAGCACACAGGUCCAGCUAUACUUUGAUAAAUAAUGUCAAACAAAAUUAGUAUUUCUGAAGAAUUACUAAUUUAGAUUUAUCUCACUGCAUUUGCAACAUGACACACUGACUUUGGAUAACAUACUGCUAAAAUAUGAAAGCAAGGGCGUACAUAGCUUGUGCAAUUAAUAGUCAAGAAAUGAGUUCCUGUGUACUUGGCAAAGUACUCCAGAUGUGUACCGAGUGAGGUAGCGCAGUGGUUAGCACACUGGACUCGCAUUCAGGAGGACGACAGUUCAAUCCCACAUUUGGCCAUCCUGAUUUAGGUUUUCCAUGAUUUCCCUAAAUCGCUUCAGGCAAAUGCUGGGAUGGUUCCUUUGAAAGGGCACAGCUGACUUCCUUCCCCAUCCUACCCUAAUCCGAUGAGAACGAUGACCUCACAGUUUGGUCUCUUCCCCCAAAUCAACCCAACUCAACUCCAGGUGUGUAAGAGAUAAUGGUGUUUACCAGAUCAUGAUACGAGUUAAAGACAUAUUUUGCACUGCGGGCCCCAAAGAACAAAAGUUAUGAGUUAUAGAAGUUGUGAAAAACAGCAAACUUAGCUUUCAUAUGCAAAUGAUAAGCAGCACAAUCCAUGCACUACAUCUGACAUGACUGACUGAGCAUAUGGUAGAACUUGUGGCAUAAAGUACCUGAUGAACCAGUACGAAUAAAAACAAUAAAAAUGAGACUGUAGUGUGAAAAAGGUUUCACGGAAUUAAGCUGUGCAUAUUUACUGCUCCAUUGCUCUGUACCUGAAUUCUGAUAAUGUAAUAAUCCAAAACAUAAAUAAGAAAGAUCUCAAAUAUAAAAUGAUAGUUCUAUAGGAAGAAGAUGCCCUUGGUAUACCUUGCCCUUUAAAUGCUUAUGUUAAUAGGUAUUGUCACAUCUCAUUUGUUAAUUUGUAUUAUGACUGGCACAACAAUCACCUUGAUUGGUGUGAUACACUCAUUCGCUACAGUGGGAUGCCCUCCUAGUAUCAUGCUGCACAUAUCAUUCCAGCUAUUCUCAUGGCAAUAUUCUGCAGUUGGUGUUCAUUUCAGAUACCGAAACAAUCACUUCAUAAAAGUGUAACUAACACUUAAUUCUCUAGACUAUCUAAUAACAUGUGGGGCAUAACUCGCUGAAAAGGUUGAAGAGUUAACCUAGAUAGUGUGUUCAGUCUUAUAGUUUCGCAGAAACGUAAGGGUAUUUUCUUCUCACAAAGGACCAUGCAAGCAUCUCAUCCAUAUUUUUUAAACGUUUAUUCUCAGCAUAUAAAUGUGUGUCCAGGAUCUGCUUAAUGAUAUUAAAUAUUAAUUGUAGAUUGGUACAUGCACAGAACUGUGAUACUGUAAAGAUUAAUCAAGCUAUCUGCACUAAAAAUAUCAUAUAUAAAGUUGAGAUUGUGGCAUGUUUAAUUGAUUGGACUAACAUAAUGGAGGUUUCAGUAAUACCAACAAAUGUUCAGAAUGGCCAUAAAUCUUUCCUGGUAUGCUUACAAAUGUAAUGGGCCAGAUUCUCACAAGGUUAUCAGUGAAGUAAGCUCAGAAAGCAGUAGCCAGUAUAUACUCAUUUUCAGUUAAAAAUAUGUGCACUGCUACCCGAGUAUCUAGUUAUGGUAGAUGUGUUUAUCAGCUGCAGUGAGAAUCCACAGUCAAAGAGAAGUUUUAAUAUACUUUGGUUUAUAAAUCAUUUUAUGUUUGUUAAAAAACUACAGGAUGUGUAGAUACUGAACUGUGAUAAUCAUAGAAAAACUAAGAGUCAGGCAUAUAUUUUCACAUUUUGUAACUGUAAGAUCUGCACUGAAUUCACUUCAUAAAAAUAAACUUAACAAGAGAAGUAUUAAGUUGCCUGAAUUCAAAUGUAUAUUGUUUGAAAUUGUAGAUGUAAAUGUAGAAUGCCUAUUUGUUAUUAAUGGAAGCUAUAUUCAUUUAGAUGAAAGUGCAACAUAAGAUGUAACUGAGAUUUAAUAGUUUCAAGCUAUAAUUUGAUUUCUUAGUCUAUUGACUAUAAUUAUUUCACAAAUUGUCAUUUUCUCCAAUUUGUGCUACUUAUAUAAGUUUUAUUUCAAGAGCCAUCACAGCAGAUUUGCAUGUCUGCUUACUAUUGUAGUACAAGCUUUUAACAUGAAUAAGCAAGUUUUUUCCUUGAUAAAAUAUGAAGAGAAGUCAGUAUUGAGUGCUUUAUGUCUACCUUCCUGUUCUUUGGAAGGAUCAGAGUUUUAAGUUUCAUGUGAAUAAAGUAUUCUGUUUUAAAGUCCA